Messenger RNA from Temnothorax curvispinosus, 2347 nucleotides. It is a transcript of the gene Use1, whose product is annotated as osteoclast-stimulating factor 1-like. Gene Ontology annotation, biological process: signal transduction. The transcript has 8 exons. Bases 194 to 1525 code for a protein of 443 amino acids. NCBI's taxonomy places the organism in Eukaryota, Metazoa, Arthropoda, Insecta, Hymenoptera, Formicidae. Gene Ontology annotation, molecular function: protein binding. The record is from RefSeq and is a predicted model, not a curated record.
UCACUACAUUUCGAUACUCGAACCGUAUGUUCUAAUAUUUUUAAUCAUCAUCACAUGUGCGAUGACAAUAAUCUGUUAUCUCGUCUCUGCACACGUGAUCAAGCGAGAGAUAUGUCAUGAAUGACAUGCCUGUUUACGUUGAACGGUAACGGCACGAGACUCUCUGCUUUCUUUCCCGCCACAUACAUGCCAAAUGACUCAAAUGACCAGGCUGGAAAUCAACGUCAAACGGCUCCUAACGCGCUGCGAGCUGAUAGCGAAGGAUGAUCCGCACAAGGAUUGGAAACUCGAGAAGUACAUACUUUCUCUGGAUGACAUGAUGAAGGAGCUGCAAACUUUACCAAAUAAACCGCCCAAGGAUACCAUGAUGGGCUACAUCAAACGGAUAGAUUUCCUGAAAGGAGUAAUAAAUGCGAUGAAGUUGUCGAACCCGGUGGAGAGGGUGAUCGCCGCGCAAUUGCUAUCGAAAAGUUCAGCGUCCACCAACAAUUCCGCCAGUACGAAUAUCACAACGCAGAUACAUCAGAAGACAGUCGCCAAGUACAAUCGGGAAUUACGGGCGGAAUUAUUCUACAGCGGCAAAGACGCGAAUAAGGAUGGCGUGCGACAGAGAUUAACGGGCUCUAAUGUCCAGGACGACGAUCUUGACGCUAUUUUGAAGUACAAUCGUAACAUCCAGGAGAAGAUUGCCGAAAAUAUGCUCUCGAUGACCAGCACUAUGAAGGAACACGCGUUAGCGGCGAGCGCCAUCAUAAAAAAGGAUAUCGGCACGCUGGAAAUGUCCGACAAAUUGACCGAUGUAAACGCUGUGAAAUUGAAGAAGGAAUCCCUAAAGUUGGAAGAGCACACCAAGUCGAAAUGGAGAUGCUGGGUAUGGCUCAUGAUCGCCUUCGUUCUGAUUGUGUUCUUCAGAAAGGUAAAAGUGGUCAGGACGUUAUGCAAGUAUAUUGCGCAACGUGCGGAUGAGUUAUCGUUCGAAGAAGGUGAUUUACUUUACGUUUACGACAGAGAUACCGAUCCAAAUUGGUGGAGGGCUAAGUGCGGAGAUCAGAAAGGACUCAUACCUGCCACUUAUGUCGAGGAACAAACGGAAGAGAUCGAGCUGCCGCUGCACGACGCUGCGAGACGGGGCAAUGUUUCCUUCCUGGCGGAAUACUUGAAGGAGGGCAUAUCGGGAACGGGCUUGGAUGCAGCUGGGAACACGCCGCUGUACUGGGCGGCACGCACUGGCCAUUUGGAAUGUGCGAGAGAGCUUCUGAAUCUGCUAAAUCCCGUAGUAAACGCUCAAAAUAAAAUGGGUGACACGCCAUUGCACGUAGCAGCGAGUCACGGACAUUUGGAGAUGGUGAAUUUAUUGUUGGAGCACGAUGCCGAUGCGACAUUGAAGAAUAAUGACGGUAUCACCGCGGAGGAAUUGGCUUCCGACGCGUCUAUCAAAAACACGAUACAACUGCAUCAACGCGGAUAUGAUGAAAGUGCACAUGGAUACGGCGAAGAAGAUUAUAACGAUGAAGAUAGCGAUUGAGAAUUUCACAAUCUGCAAUAAGAAUAAAAUAAGAAUUCCAUGUAUUUUAAAGAAAACAAACGAUUCACGUAUUACGUAAAGUACUAUAAUUUUACAUAUUAAUAAUUAAAAAUAAAUGUUAAUCCUUUGCGGUCCAUAGUUAUUUCUCGCAAAUCAAGAGCAAAAAUCAGGUAUUUCAAUUUCAUUUAAUCAGCGGGGCUAACAUGAAUAAAAAAAAAAAGGAUUUUUAUUACUUGGAGGAAUUUAUGGAAAUUCCAAAAAUGUAAUUUACGCGAUUAUAAUAGUGUACAGAUUCGAAUUAUGCGAAAGAUUAUUACAACGCAUUAUGUCGAUGAAUUCAAAGGAUCACAAAGGGUUAAAUAACAUUUCAAAGAUCUCAAACAAUGCUUGCCUCUUUGUAUUUAAGACUCUUGUUUCCUACAGGAUGCGAGUAGCUGGGUAAACGAAAGUUUAUUUAUUUCGAUCAUACAAGAAAUUCACACGACAUCGCAAUGUCACGAGUCAAAGAAACAGGAGUCUUAAAAAUUGUUCUUUCAUAUUUGUGAUAUAUUAUAGAGCGUAUAUCUAUUGCUAUAUAAUACGAUAAUAGAUUAAGAUCCUUGCUUAAAAAGGACCAAUAAUUAUAUUAUCACAAAACAUGUACGACAUGUAGAACCAAGUCUUUAUCAUACUGCCAUUAGCAUCAUUCAGAAUAAAUAUUAUUCAAAUCAUUCGUAAAGAGUAUUAUAAUGAAAUUAUAUAAAAACAUAUAUAUUAGCGAUUACUAUAUUGAUUGUAUGAGUUGCAUGAUACAAAAAAAUAAAUUUGAGGAAGUAUUAUAGA